This is a messenger RNA of Penicillium nucicola, 405 nucleotides long. RefSeq lists its product as uncharacterized. Lineage: Eukaryota; Fungi; Ascomycota; Eurotiomycetes; Eurotiales; Aspergillaceae. The record is from RefSeq and is a predicted model, not a curated record. The transcript has a single exon. Bases 1 to 405 code for a protein of 134 amino acids.
AUGCUAUGCCACUUGAGAGUCUACAUAUUCAGUGACACAUAUUUGGUUGACGACCUCAAGAACCUAGCAUUUGAAAAGUUUACGACUGUAGUUAAAGAUGUGGGAGACCCCAAAAAUUUGAGUGAGCAGCUCGCGGUCAUUGACUGUCUAUCAUUGGCGUUCUCAACGCUCCCUCCGCACGAUAAGCUUCUUGAAUGGCUAGCCCGGUAUGCCGCUUGGUGCCUUUCCAGCUUACGUCUCCAGGAGAACUUUCAUAAGUUGCUUCAGAAAAUUCCGGCGCUCAGCUAUCGCAUGAUGGAAACAUUAAAUCCAGCCAACGAAGCUCCUUGGAAUAUCAAAUUGUCAAAAUACCGUGUCCCUUCUUACGAUGCUCGCACUGACGAGGAUGAUGUUUAUGAUGAUUAG